AUGAGCAAGUUUUUCACAUUGUUUUCUGUUUCUGGGAAGAAGUCCAGCAAAGAAGAUGGAGUUUCCACGGCCAAAGACAGUAUAGAUGCGUCGGAACCCACCAACAGUACUAGCAGCUCAAGUAGUACCGGUAGGAGCAUUGGUAAGACCAGCACCCAUAAGACCAGGCGCACCGGCAGGAAGGAUGCUUCCAAAGUUGGAAAAAUCGUUGACACGAGGACUGAAAAUGAAAGAAUGAUUGAACAGUACUUUGCUGUUUUGAACUCUCAUCCCUCUGCUGAUAUAAUUUUGGAGAGGUUUACCUCCGGCGAGGCGCCUGUCCUGUUGGAAGACAGCGAUCCCAUGAACGCCACGGUGAUAGCAGCAGAAAUGCAGAAGAUGUAUGCAGGAUUCAAUGAUCUUCGGUUCAACUAUGCUUCCAUCAAAGAAGUCAAGCCAGGUGUUGUGCUUGUGGAUGAUGUCAAUGCCACGGGAACGCACACGGGUCCCUUCCAGUUUGCCAACUUUCCUCCAGUGGCAGCUACCCACAAGCAUGUUGCGCUGGAUGAUGAAAGACUUUGGUAUCACAUCCAAGAUGGUAAGAUUGCCAAGUUGGAGCUUUGUGCCAUGAGUAGCCUUAGCGGGCCACCUGGGCUGUACAUUUCUGUUGGAGGCAAGAUGGAUAUGCCGGCUGGAGAGUAA
This is a messenger RNA of Seminavis robusta, 681 nucleotides long. The record is from the annotation of a GenBank genome assembly. NCBI's taxonomy places the organism in Eukaryota, Bacillariophyta, Bacillariophyceae, Naviculales, Naviculaceae.